Mesoplodon densirostris (Blainville's beaked whale) is the source of this 1623-nucleotide messenger RNA. It is a transcript of the gene CDCP2, whose product is annotated as CUB domain containing protein 2. The record is from RefSeq and is a predicted model, not a curated record. NCBI's taxonomy places the organism in Eukaryota, Metazoa, Chordata, Mammalia, Artiodactyla, Ziphiidae. The transcript has 6 exons. The coding region runs from base 1 to 1623 and encodes 540 amino acids.
AUGCUGGCAGAGCUGGAGUUCUGUCUGCUGCUGGCAGUGACACUGUUGAGCCCAGUCCCCAGGGCCCAAGCCAUGAAAGGUGUCAAAUGUGGGGGUGUGCUCUCAGCACCUUCUGGAAACUUCUCCAGCCCCAACUUCCCCAGGCUCUACCCCUACAACACGGAGUGCAGAUGGCUGAUUGUGGUAGCUGAGGGCUCCUCCGUGCUGCUCACCUUCCACACCUUCGACCUGGAGUACCAUGACACCUGCAGCUUCGACUUCCUGGAGAUCUACAACGGGGCCUCCGGGGACCAGAGCAACCUGCUGGGGAGGUUCUGCGGCCAGGUGCCCCCACCGCCCUUCGCAUCCUCCUGGCACGUCAUGUCUGUGGUCUUCCACUCAGACAAGCACGUGGCCAGCCGAGGCUUUUCCGCGGGCUACAAGAAAGAUGCGUGUGGUGGCGUCCUGACGGGCCUGUCGGGGGUCCUCACCAGCCCCGAGCACCCCAACAACUACCCUAACAAUGUGGAGUGCCGCUGGGUGAUCCGAGCCUCUGGCCCCGCCACCGUCAAGCUGGUCUUCGUGGACUUCCAGGUGGAGGGCAGUGAGCAGUGCACCUACGACUAUGUGGCUGUGCUUGGGGGGCCCGGCCCCGCCCAUGGGCACCACUACUGCGGCAGCUCCAGGCCCCCCACGCUCGUGUCGCUGGGCCACGAGCUGCAGGUGGUCUUCAAGUCUGACUUUAACAUCGGGGGCCGGGGCUUCAAGGCCUACUACUUCUCAGGAGAAUGCCAGGAGGUAUACACGGCGAUACGGGGCAACUUCUCCAGCCCACAGUACCCCAGCUCCUACCCCAACCACAUCCGGUGCCACUGGACCAUCCGUCUGCCUCUUGGCUACCGGGUCAAAGUGUUCUUCCUGGACCUGGAACUAGAGGGGCCCAACAGCCUGACCAGGACCUGUGACUUUGAUCAUCUGGCAGCCUUCGACGGGGCCAGUGAGGAGGCGCCCCUGCUGGGCAGUUGGUGUGGCCACCACCUGCCACCACCGGUCACCUCGAGCCACAACCAGCUCCUGCUUCUGCUGCACACAGACCGUAGCACCACCCGCAGGGGCUUCUCUGUGGCCUACAUUGGAGUUGUCCCCAUGAACGUGAGUUGCUCCCGCACGGACUUCCAGAUCCUGAUCUCCGCGCAGGCACUGGCCCCUCUAGAACGGACCAAAGUCUACCUGGGCAGCCGGAGCUGUGCUGCUCAGGAAGUUGGCAGCAACUUCCGGAUCCAGGCCCACUUUGAUACCUGCGGCACUGAGUCUCAGAGAAGAAAUAACACUUCAGUGAUCGUCAGCGUGCUGUACAUCGACUUCUCAGCUGGUGGGCAGGAGGAUAUCCACGAAUACGAGGUCCGCUGUGAGCCGAGGCGAAAGGAGGCCUCUGUCCACCUGCUGUCCGGCUCCCACUGGCUUGGGCCUUAUGCUGCCACGGCAGAGCACCUUCAGGAGGCACCACCCAGGGACGAGGCAGAGGCACUGGAGGGCCCCGUGGCCAUGGUGGCCCAGGACACCAGUGACAUCAUCUUCCUGGGCCUUUGCAUCCUGGCUGGAGUCCUCAUGGUCAUUGCCAUAGUGGUCCUGAUGCUGCUGUAA